GUUAAUGUGACUUGGUGUCACUGCUUCAAGUGCGAGCAAAAUAAAUCAAAUUUGCAACGUCUGAGUGUGUGCGCGAGAGUGUAGAGUGCAAAAUGAUUUUUAUACUACUAAAUAAAUAACAAUGUGAUAACGCCAUUUUCGACAGCACCGCAUACAGAUCCAAACAGUAAUUCUUAAUCGUAGUGUGUUGUUCGCAAAUCAAGUAAACGCAAGGAAAUCGAAAAUGUGAAAACAGGCCGCAUACGACAAGCACACAUACACACGCACACAGCCACAUGCAUACGCGCACACGUUGACACACGCACACACACAAUGACCCAAAAAGGAUGUCGAGCUGCGGCAGCCUAUAGUAAAUACGUUGUUGUUGCCUAUGUCAAUUGGGCCUGCUUUGUCGUCAUAGAUUGGGUCGAUGAAUGGCACUAAAUGCGGCGCUGGGGCGCAGGAUGCCAUUGCCGUUAUUACGUUUGAAAGAUAACAAAGGGAAAUGAAGACGUCAGCAUCGGAUGAACUGGAAGUGGAAGUGGAUGUCGAACUGCGGCCGGGGGCUCAACAUGGCUAUCUAAUUAGUGAGGAGCAGGCGACGAAGGCAACGCUAUUAACGAUAUAUUUAUUUACGCUGUGAUAGUGAAAUACCAAAAACACCAAAUAAACAAAAGAACAAAACAAAUGAAACGAAAAGAAAACCCAAUAAAAAAAUAAACAUGCCAAGAAUCAAACGCAAUAUUUUCGCUGAAGCAAAUUUUAAUUGAAAAUUGAAGAGAAAGACUAAACAAACAAAAACAAAAACUAAUUCAACAAAAAGCUUUAACAAAACACCAAGCAGAGACGACAGGAAGAAAAACUGUACUAAUAUUAACUCUAAUUAAUCUAGUAAGAAAACUAAAAAAAAAAAAAAAAAAAAAAAAAAACAGCACCAAUUAGCGCUUAACCCGUAGAUGAACUAAUCAAUAUGUUUAGCUAGUUACAAUUUAUACUUAACAAUUAAUUAGUGGCUUUAAUUAAAACACCAAGCAACCAAAAACACCAACAACCAAAAACUCCAACAAAGGAAAAAAACCAAAUCAAAGUUCAAUUGAAAAGAAACUAACGAAUAUACGUUUAGGGAAUUUCAAUAUAGAUAAGCUUAGCCAAGUUACUUAUUAAGUUUAGAGCAAAUAUACACAUACAUAUAUAUACACAUUAUAUAUAAAUAUACACAUACAUAUAUCAUAUGUAUAAAUAAUAAAGAGCCGCCACGCAUACUGCAGCCCCCGCAGCAGGCCCUAAAUCAAAUUCAUUCAGAAAACGUGCCAUAAACCGGACUGCCAGACGUCGCUAAAUGUCAAAGUCAUAAAGAGAGCGAUACAGAGGAAAACAAAGAAAUAAAGGGAGAGAAAGAGAGAGAGUGAGCAAAAGAGUGAAAGAGCGAACUUGCGCGUGCGAGCGCCUAAAAGCACGCCUUCGUGUGGAUAUCAAGUUAAAAGCUCAGCUUUGCUUCUGCUUAGCCAAGACACAAACCUCAAAAUGGCAAACGCCACAACAACUGGAGGAACAACAGCAUCAACAACGCAUCUUGACGAUGCGAGCAGCAUGAGCGACGAUGUUUUCGAGGAUGCGGAAACGACCAAAGCACGCAUCGAGGAGCUGCGCCGUCGCCCCUUUGGCGAUGGCUGCUACAAUCCGGUGGCAGCGCCGGUGUCGCAGCAUCAGCACCAUCAUCAUCACCACCCCAACACCAAUCACAGUAGCAGCCAGCAGAGCUUGACGAGUAGCCAUCAUUACCAUGACCAUGAUGCUAUCAUGGCUCCCGUUCAGCGCUCCGCCACCGGCUAUCCGGGCUAUCGGCCAUCCCGCGAAGCAAUGCAGAUGUAUGCCUACGGCAAUGCGGACUACGAGCUAGAGGAUGACUACGAUGAUGGCUGGCGCUCGUAUCGCUACGACGAGGUGGACAUGCAUCAGACAGCGCCACCAGCCCAUCAGCAGCCCUUCGACGACACCAUCAAUCACAAGACGAUCCUGCUGGGUGACUCUGGCGUGGGCAAAACCUCCUUCCUGGUCAAAUACAAUACGGGCGAGUUUCGUUUGGGCUCCUUCUCUGCCACCGUUGGCAUUGCACUAACGGUCAUAAUGCUGGGCGACUCGGGAGUGGGCAAAACGUCGCUUUUGAUUCGAUUUCGCGAUGGUCGCUAUGUGCCCAGCUAUUUUCUGAGCACAGUUGGCAUUGAUUUUAGGAACAAGGUGGUCGUUGUCGAUGGCACGCGCGUCAAGCUACAGAUCUGGGAUACGGCCGGACAGGAGCGCUUUCGCAGCGUAACCCACGCCUAUUAUCGCGAUGCCCACGCGCUGCUGCUGCUGUACGAUGUGACCAACAAGACCACCUACGACAACAUACGCGCCUGGCUGGGCGAGAUACGUGAGUACGCGCAGGAGGACGUAGUCAUCGUUUUAAUAGGCAACAAGGCCGAUUGCAGCAGCAGCGAGCGGCAGGUGAAGCGCGAGGAUGGCGAGCGACUAGGACGGGAGCACGACGUACCAUUCAUGGAGACAUCCGCCAAGACCGGACUCAAUGUGGAGCUGGCAUUCACAGCGGUGGCCAGGCAGCUGAAGAGUCGCGGCUACGAGCAUGGCGAUGAUGGAAAAUUCAAUGUGCAUGAUUUUGUGCGUGACAAUACAAAGGCUCGGUCUGUUUGUGCUCAAUGCAGGAACAUGUAAAUUGUUUCUCUUCCAGCACAAUGAAAACUUUGCACAAAACCCAUAAAAAAAAAGAACUCACAAAACAAAGCGCAAAUUUGUACAAAAAGAAAAACUUUGCAAAACCCAAAAAAAAAAAGAAAGGAGAAAGAAAUGGAAUGAAUAAUGCCAAAUCGACAGAAAAGAAAGAAGAAAAAAAAGAAAACAAAUUAUUGGUUAUUCAUAGAGCACGCGUGAGGCAAACAUUUUAGAAAGCUCCUAACCGGAAUGUGUUUGUGUGUAAAUUGAUGUAUGAGGAGGAUACAAGUAGAGAGGGGAUCGGAAUUGUAUAAGUGGGCGUUAAAUAUUGGAUAAUAUAUAUACAUGAAUACAUAUACAGAUAUAUCUAUAUACAAACAAGUACAUACUUUAUUUUUUGGCAAGGAUAAUAGAAAAGUCCUUGCAGGAAACGAAGAAACCCAAAUGGCGCAAAGUGCAGCAAAAUCAUGCAUCAUUGAUAUUUGUCCAGCACGUCGUCGAUAAAUCGGGCGCUCUAAUUUGUAUUUAUUAUAACCGCGUUGUGCGAAUCGAGCAUUUGCCACACAAAUUUAAAUAUAGGCGUUAGCUUAUACACAUAUAUUAUAUAAAGGCAUUGCCCAGAAGCAACCAAUCUAGAUUGAACCAAACCCAAUUAAUGAGAAACAAUCACUCAAUUUACCUUAACAAAAACUAUUAAUUGUAUUUAUUGAGACUUCUGUUUUAUUAUGUAUCGUUAAGUGUUAUGCCUACCGUUAAGUUUUAAAAACCUCACACCUAAAUGAAAACGGGAAAAAAUGAUAAGGAGAUCUUUAAUGAUUAAUGACUACAACUAUUUUAAAUUAUUUACACCAGUGAAAAGAAACAAAAAUAAAAGAAAAUUUAACUAUCAAA
This is a messenger RNA of Drosophila mojavensis, 3579 nucleotides long. It is a transcript of the gene Rab26, whose product is annotated as ras-related protein Rab-26. NCBI's taxonomy places the organism in Eukaryota, Metazoa, Arthropoda, Insecta, Diptera, Drosophilidae. Gene Ontology annotation, cellular component: endosome; Golgi apparatus. The coding region runs from base 1504 to 2691 and encodes 395 amino acids. The record is from RefSeq and is a predicted model, not a curated record. Gene Ontology annotation, molecular function: GTP binding; GTPase activity. The transcript is spliced from 6 exons.